Messenger RNA from Haliotis rufescens (red abalone), 2600 nucleotides. Its product is annotated as glutamine synthetase-like. Bases 155 to 1252 code for a protein of 365 amino acids. Lineage: Eukaryota; Metazoa; Mollusca; Gastropoda; Lepetellida; Haliotidae. The transcript has 7 exons. Gene Ontology annotation, cellular component: cytoplasm. Gene Ontology annotation, molecular function: glutamine synthetase activity. The record is from RefSeq and is a predicted model, not a curated record.
AAACGAGCCUUGCCUGCAAACCAGUCAUACGACUCGAUGCAUGGGUGACUGGUGUGACAUCUCACAGCGCAUGUCAUAUGAUAGGUGUGUAUGUGUCAGUCUCACACACAGACAUACUCUCCAGUUACCCUGACAGUGGAUAUAUCUUUCCAGAAUGGUUGACAGACAGACUGCCGGAUGCACCAACAAGGCCGUGCUGGCCAAGUACAUGGAGUUAGAGCAGCCAGAUGACCUGGUGCAGGCCGAGUACCUCUGGAUCGACGGGACAGGAGAGGGCAUCAGGACCAAGUGCAGGACACUCCCAUCCGAGCCCAAGGACCCUCAAGACUGUCCAAUCUGGAACUACGAUGGUUCCAGCACCUAUCAGGCCGAGGGCUCGAACUCAGACAUGUAUGUGAAGCCAGUGGCGUUGUUCAGAGACCCCUUCCGCGGCGGCAAGAACAAGCUGGUGCUGUGUGACGUCUACAAGUACAACAUGCAGCCUGCAGAAACAAACCGUCGUCACUCCUGCCUUGCUGUGAUGGAGCGGGCGAAGGAUUCGAUCCCAUGGUUUGGCAUUGAACAGGAAUACACGCUGCUGGACACAGAUGGUCAUCCGUUUGGCUGGCCGAAGAACGGGUUCCCCGGCCCUCAGGGUCCCUACUACUGCGGCGUGGGCUGCGACAAGGUGUACGGCCGCGACAUCGUCGAGGCUCACUACAGGGCGUGUCUGUAUGCGGGGAUCGACAUUGCAGGCUGUAACGCCGAGGUCAUGCCAGCUCAGUGGGAGUUUCAAGUGGGGCCAACUGAAGGCAUAAAGAUGGGCGACCAUCUGUGGGUGGCCAGGUACCUCCUGCACAGAGUGGCGGAAGAUUUUGGAAUCGUUGUGACCUUUGACCCUAAGCCAAUGAGCGGCGACUGGAACGGCGCAGGCGCUCACACCAACUACAGCACGAAGGCGAUGAGAGAAGACGGAGGCAUUCUGGCUAUCGAGGAUGCCAUUGACAAACUUUCCAAGAAACAUGUCCGCCACAUAAAGGCGUAUGACCCAAAGGAAGGCAAGGACAACGAGAGACGUCUCACGGGACACCACGAGACUUCAUCCAUCCACGACUUUUCGGCAGGUGUCGCCAACCGCGGAGCUAGUAUCCGUAUUCCCCGCCAGGUGGCGGAAGACAAAAAGGGCUACCUUGAAGACAGACGCCCUUCAUCCAACUGCGACCCUUACAGCGUGACAGAGGUCAUCGUCAAGACAACAGUGUUAAACGAGUGAUGUGAUGGACGUUGUUAUGGAUACGUGACAGCGCGUUUCAUCGACUAUUCCUUUUCUUAAAUAGAAGUAGUUCUUUAAUUUCACUGAACAUAUUAAGGCGGUUGAAGGCGUGGUUAUGGAACGAAGGUGUUAGGAGACAUGGUCGCGUUCCUAUAGCCUUGCGAUAAUAUACUGGUCGUGGGUUCGAAUCCAAACUUCACCGAGAUUAUCAUCAUUUUGAGCUCUCCUGAUACUUAACUUAAAGAUGGCACGCCUGGAAAUAGCUGAAGUACUGUUCAAUGCUGCUUGACGCCAAUCUCUUGAAGUGCAUUGGGUUAUUCAUGGUGUAUAGCAUCACUGUUAGAUUAACAUCUGUAUUUGCUUCGUUGAUAAUAGGGGCGGUCGGGUAGCCCAGUGGUUAAAGCGUUCGCUCGUCACGCCGAAGACCCGGGUUCGAUUCCCGAAAUGGGUCCAAUGUGUGAAGCCCAUUUCUGGUGUCCCCCGCCGUGAUAUUGCUGGAAUAUUGCUAAAAGCGGCGUAAAACCAUACUCACUCACUCACUCGUUGAUAAUAAUUCAUAUUUAAACAUAAACAUUACACUGCUUCCUGUAUAUCGAUCUGUCCUUGAAAAUGAGCGAUACAUUGGUCCUUCAUAUCACUGAAACAACUCGCAUACCGCACAUACCAACAUUUUUCACGCAUCAUUUUAAUACAAUAGAAAAAAAUCACAUUAUUAUUUUAAAAGCAUGUACCAUGUGACCAGCAAAUAUCUUUGACCUUAAGGUGACCUUGAACUGUCAAUCACCAAGUCUUUGACCUCAUGAACCGAGACCAAAAUAGAUGAAGGCUUCAACUGUCAUGCUCUUGAUCUCAUAGGUCCUUGAUCUCACAGUACCAAACUUCGGAAAUAACUCCCACAUUUAAACCGUCAUAUAACUGUAAUACGAACCAAAGCGACGUUAAACGCAACCCCACUCACUCACUUACUUACAAGCCCAAAGCAUUAAACACCUGGCCUUGCACUUGUUCUCGGUGACCUCUCCUAGAUUUCAUGUUGCUGUAGAUAUCGUAGUCAUGUACGUUAAUAUACGUCAUAACCUGGUUAAUAUGUUAUAUCUAUGCAAGUCGAACGAGCGUUUUGGUCAAACACCCAAACUGAAAUCUUUUUUAACAUGAUGUACAUAAGGUGUUGUUAUGUAAUGAAAGAUUUAUGUUCCCAACAGGGGACGAAACUGAAUGUCUCGUUUUUGUAGACUAAUAUAUCUGUCCUCAUAUUUUUAAUCACUUUAUGUGAUGUGUAUGCUAUAACAAUAUGUAUACUUUUUUAACACAGUGAACCAUACCAGUCGUAUUAAACUUGAACCUAUUG